Molecule: messenger RNA, 1398 nt
Organism: Trichophyton rubrum CBS 118892
Lineage: Eukaryota; Fungi; Ascomycota; Eurotiomycetes; Onygenales; Arthrodermataceae
Exons: 1
Coding region: 1-1398 (465 amino acids)
Source: RefSeq, a predicted model, not a curated record
AUGGAACAGGGCCUUGCUACAGCCUUAAUUGAACAAGAACGCGCUGAAAUUCAGAACAUGCUUAUCAUUCGAUGCUGGUCCUUGAACAGAUUAGACAGACUUUACGAUCUGGCUCGUCGAGAGGCUGAAGAAGGGAGCAUAUCUUGUAUAGUCAACCCUGCUUUUGAUCCAUCACUACCUGCAAGUCAACGUAAUUCUUUCAGAAAGCUUCGUGCUGUUUCCUUUGAAGAUGUCGACAUCAGUUUACAGCAAAUCAAAAAGACACCCAAAGACAUGGUCCAGGUAUCUGCCGAGGCAAUCGACCCAUUAUUACAGCUGUGGGUGCGGAGACAACAGGUCUCCUGGAAUCUAGGCUCUUGCCUACAUCAUGAUAACUACUUUGAGUUACCAUGCGAUCCUCUUACUCCUAAGUCCGCGAAUGUGAAGGCUUCGGAAGGCCUGGAGCCACCUUCUCAAAGAGCCAAAGUAUAUGCAGAUGACCUUCAACAAGGAUAUUCCAAGUACUGGGCUACUGUUCAAACAGAUUCGGAGGAGAGUGGGGCUGGAGAUGAUGAGGCCUUACCAAACAAUGUUACCGAUCCGUCAUCCUCAUCUUCUCAUAAUUCUCAGCAUGAACAGUCUGGUUCUUCCGCGAGUGAUAGCAGUACUAAAGGGUGCCCCAGCUUACAGAGAAAUGCCAGUUAUACCACGGCUCAUACUCGUCCUAAUCUUAAUGUGGAGGAGCAGGGCAACUCCAGACCGCAAACAUUCCUUCCCCAAAGGUCUAGGACUGGACCUUUUGACAAUCGUGAUACGUACAAGAUACCGGUACAUAAUUUCGGAGAUUCUUCUCCUAAUGCAUCGUCAAAUACGGAUACAUGGAAGAUACCAUAUAAUGCAAAUCAACCAACGGGAAAACAUCCUAGCUGGCCUUAUUACCCUCCAACCGCUACCCCAUAUCCAUAUCCCAAUUUUUCCCCAAACUAUCCCAUAAACCCUCCUCAUAGAUCAUUCACCCAUCCACCUGGGCCAUACCCCCGCCAGCAUGCCAGCUCGUAUUACCACACAUCUCAGGUACCCUUAUACCCGAGUCAACCCCAGUCAGGAACACUAUCUCACCUUGCUCCACCCACCCGCGACGCCCGUGCUUAUCGUUCUAGACCCCGUGUUUCUUUUGUGGACGAUCAGUACUCCGAUUCAUCAAGCAGCGAGGCAAGCAGGGAGAGGUUACGAAGAGGGGACAAAAUCAAGGAGCGGAGAAGGCAGCGAUCAAAUGGGAAUAAUAAGAAACCCAGGCUUCCGACAAAAAGCUCUAGACGAUCAACGUUCCACAGCGUUUUAGGUACGGGGGCUAUCACGGCAUUUCUUAAAGCAUUGGAAGGAAUUUCGCCCGGAAAUUGGUCCCUUUUCAUGAAAUAA